GACAGACAGAGGGUGUGGACGAUAUUCGACGGAGUGUUUGGAACCCACGAAAUUUCCCGCAUUUUUAUUUAGUCGCGUCUUCCAGACUGUUCGAAUUCUCUUUGGAUCGGCAACUGAAAUAAAAGCAAUUUCUCUACCAAAAAUCCGCACAAAAGCUCGGAUCCGAUUUUUGUUCUGAGAGAGGAUUUGAAUCACCGAGAGAGCUUUCGUUCACCACUAUUUUUCAGUGCUCAAAAGACUUGUUAUGGGCGUUGUGACUGUUUCUAGCUCGGCUUCUCAGACUCCAUUCGGUGUGGGCACAAGAUUCUCAACUCAUCGUUCUGCAUCAAGAAGACCCUUCUUCUUGGCUUUUAAGACAGAUAAAAGCAAGAACCCAGCUUUGGUUGCACCCCAAGAGUCCAUUCCUCUACCCAUAGAUGCACCUAAAGAUGUCCAUAAAAGCCUAAGGAGACCCAGAGGCAAACCUCCGAAAAGAGUAAAAGCAAUCUCCAGUGAUAGAGCUUCAGCUUGCACUAUAGACUUGGAUUAUAACGAAGCUGCAGCAAAGCUUGAGAACAUAUAUAAGCUCAGCCCAGCGGAUGUUUCUGAUGUGGAAGAAUCAAAUCAUUCCGUCCAGAAACGUCGUAGGACAAGGAAGAGAAUGGGAGAAGGCAACGAGAAUGAUGAGAGAGAGGCGGGUAAAGUGGUGAGAAACCGUAGAAGGAAGACGAAGCGUUUGAGUCUUGAGAAUAGGAUAAUCCUAAUGCAGAAGAAAGAACAAGAAGGAGAGGCUGUCAGUUCGAAUCUCAGGAGAGGAGAUGGUGAAAAGGGUUAUGAUGUCGAUAAGCUUGUUAGGGGGUAUUCUGUCGCGACUGACUUAGUUAGCUUGGAUUGGAAGAAGAUGAAGAUACCACCAGUUCUCCCUUCUUCUGAACAUGCAUGGCUAUUCAAGCUGAUACAACCAAUGAAGGCACUGCUUCAAGUGAAGGAGGGACUGCAGAAAGAUUUGGGUAGGGCGCCUACUGAUGGUGAACUAGCAGCUGCAACAAAUAUGAGAGUUGCAAAGGUGAAAAGAAACAUAGAGGUCGGUCGAGCUGCAAGAAACAAGCUAAUCAAGCACAAUCUUCGGCUAGUUUUAUUUGUAAUCAACAAAUAUUAUCAAGAGAUCGCGAAUGAUCAGAAAUUCCAAGACCUUUGCCAAGCAGGGGCAAAGGGUCUCAUCACAGCCAUUGAUCGGUUUGAACCAAAGCGCGGUUUUCGACUAUCAACCUAUGGUCUAUUUUGGAUCCGACAUGGUAUAAUACGCUCCAUGACAGUGUCAAGCUUCACGCGUGUCCCAUUUGGCAUUGAAUCGGUUAGACAGGAGAUCCAGAAGGCCAAAUUAGAGUUGUUAUUUGACUUGCGAAGGUUACCAACAGAUGAAGAGAUAGUUGCCAAAGUAGGAAUCUCCCCAGAGAGAUAUCAGGAUAUCAUAAGGGCAUCGAAACAAAUAUUUUCCCUCAAUGCAAGGCAUAUGACCACUCAAGAAGAAUUCAUCAAAGGGAUUGCUGACAUUGAUGGUGUUGGAGCUGACAAACGGAGACAACCUGCGCUUCUCAGGCUAGCUCUUGAUGAUGUGCUUGAUUCACUGAAGCCCAAGGAGAGCUUGGUGAUCAGGCAGAGGUACGGGCUUGAUGGCAAAGGCAACAGGACACUGGGGGAGAUUGCUGGAAACUUGAAUAUCUCAAGAGAGAUGGUUCGAAAGCACGAAGUGAAAGCCCUGAUGAAGCUCAAGCAUCCAGCUCGAGUUGAUUAUCUUCGCAGAUACAUCGACUAAUAUCUGUACAUGGGCAAGCCAUGCAGCUCAUGUUGAUGUAAUCCUCCUCUCCCUAUGUGGUUGCUGUAUAGGAAAGAUCUGUAUCAUAGUUCCAAUAAGUUAUAUGAAUGAAUUUUUAUUGCCCAUACAACGAUUAAAACAUAUUCGAAUAAUUAGUUUGUAUACCUCAAGCAGAAUAUAUGACUUUGUAAUUUU
Molecule: messenger RNA, 1990 nt
Organism: Magnolia sinica
Lineage: Eukaryota; Viridiplantae; Streptophyta; Magnoliopsida; Magnoliales; Magnoliaceae
Product: RNA polymerase sigma factor sigE, chloroplastic/mitochondrial
Exons: 6
Coding region: 245-1795 (516 amino acids)
Biological process (GO): regulation of DNA-templated transcription; DNA-templated transcription initiation
Molecular function (GO): DNA-binding transcription factor activity
Source: RefSeq, a predicted model, not a curated record